AUGCCCUGUGUGAGGACGCUCACCAGUGGGUGUAUAAAGAGUGGCGAGCUUGAGAGUGAGGACCCCGAAGAGGAGGACCCUAAAGAGGAGGACCCCAAAGAGGAGGACCCUAAAGAGGAGGACCCCGAGGAGGAUGACCCUAAGGAGGAGGAUCCCGAGGAGGAGGACCCCAAGGAGGACCCUAUAGAGGAGGAUCCUGUGGAGGAGGAGCCGGAGGAAAACCCUAUAGAGGAUGAGGAUCUAGAGGAGGAGCCCAUGGAGUGGGAAUUUGAGGUUAUGCAGGAGCCUCUACUUGGUGGAAUACUAGAGGGAAUUCCACUUGGAUGGGAGCUCGACUUAGAUGAGGAGGAUUGGGCAUGGGAGGAUGAGCCAAUGGUGGAGGAUCCUAUGAGGAUGAUGAGCAGGAGGAGAUCAGCCUAG
Messenger RNA from Asparagus officinalis (garden asparagus), 420 nucleotides. Its product is annotated as glutamic acid-rich protein-like. The transcript has 2 exons. The coding region runs from base 1 to 420 and encodes 139 amino acids. The record is from RefSeq and is a predicted model, not a curated record. NCBI's taxonomy places the organism in Eukaryota, Viridiplantae, Streptophyta, Magnoliopsida, Asparagales, Asparagaceae.